Messenger RNA from Impatiens glandulifera, 1260 nucleotides. Its product is annotated as 5'-adenylylsulfate reductase-like 5. The record is from RefSeq and is a predicted model, not a curated record. The coding region runs from base 153 to 992 and encodes 279 amino acids. The transcript is spliced from 4 exons. NCBI's taxonomy places the organism in Eukaryota, Viridiplantae, Streptophyta, Magnoliopsida, Ericales, Balsaminaceae.
UCAUAGUUGGAGAUGAAUUGAAUGUGAGUCAUUUGUUGAGAGAGAGAGAGAGAGAGACAAGGGCCAACCAAAGAGGGCUUUAUCAGGUCAGGAGGAGGGAGAAGGGCGGGAGGAAAGGGAAAGCCAACCGCUUCUAAUUCUGCAACAUUUCCAUGGCGGACUCGCUGAUUUGCCUUGCGUUUUUGUUCAUCUUCAUCUCCGCUUCUUCAAUUCGUCCUGUUUCGUCCUCUGCUGCAUCUCUAUCCUCAUGCCUUCCACACUCAAACUCCUUUCUUUACGAUCUGCAGCUUCAAUGCACCGAUGCAAUGCCUAUCUCUUCCCUGAUUCAGAUUGAUGGGGAAUCUCUUGACAGUAUGUUGGACUUGAGUUCAGAGAAUGCAUACACUGCUGUUCUAUUUCAUGCUUCCUGGUGCCCGUUCUCAGUUGCUGUGCUUCCCAAGUUUUCUGCACUCAGCUCUCUGUUUCCUCAAAUUCAGCAUGUAAUGAUCGAGCAAUCUAAUGUCAUGCCAAGCCUUCUUUCGAGGUAUGGGAUUCACAGCUUGCCGGCAAUUAUUUUGAUGAACAAGACAGAAAAAGUACGGUAUUAUGGGCAGAAGGAUCUCGUCUCCUUGGUGCAAUUUUAUAAGAAUAAUACAGGAAUUGAUCCAGUUCUGCAUUUGACUGAAGACGAGAUCCCAGAAGCUCUGGAAAGAACUCAAAUCUUAGAUGGGGAACCGUACUUAGUUUUUUCAGUAUUGUUUGUCCUCUUCAGGACAUUGGUGUAUUUCUUCCCACGGAAUUUGUACCAUCAGAUUGCAUUGAGGGUUGCUAGCAUGACUCGCCUUAAUUGGGGGUUCCUUGUGGGGUUGAGCCACCUUUUGGGACGUGUUAUACAGUUGAUCGAUGUGAAGAGUAUGUGGGUCAAGCUUAAACUCUGCAAAACACAAAAUUUUCACAGGGCGGGUAAGAGCAGCGCUCGUGUUUGGGCAUCUUCUUUUGCUUCUGUGUCAUAAUAUAUAACUUGUGGGUGAGAAAGAAGGUACACAUCUUGGCGCUUAAUAUUAUCUUUAUUAUUAUAAUUAUAAUUAUUAUUAUUAUGCAAUUUGGCAUAAGCCCUUAUCUCUCAAUUUGUGUGUGUGUGUAAGUUGGAACAAAAAAUAGAAAUGUGAAUCUGUGACCAAAUUGUUCCUGUGUAAUCUAUUAUUGCUGGAGAGGGCAUUUUUGUAAUUGACAGCUCUAUUUACAGUUUACAACUUUGGUCAAACAAGGUUAUUUCUCUUA